Messenger RNA from Xenopus tropicalis (tropical clawed frog), 960 nucleotides. It is a transcript of the gene rexo4, whose product is annotated as REX4 homolog, 3'-5' exonuclease. The transcript has 6 exons. Bases 59 to 568 code for a protein of 169 amino acids. NCBI's taxonomy places the organism in Eukaryota, Metazoa, Chordata, Amphibia, Anura, Pipidae. The record is from RefSeq and is a predicted model, not a curated record. Gene Ontology annotation, molecular function: exonuclease activity; nucleic acid binding.
UGGGCGUGUUACAUAAAUCAUUAAGCUUUGACCCUGAUUGGCUGAUGACGGGGCAGAAAUGGCCAAAGCCAAAGUGAAGCAGGACCAAUCGCCUUCCGGCAGCGCUUUGGGAAAAGCCGCAAAUUCCCAGAAACAGACGAAGAAGCAGAAGAAGAAAAAGUUCUGGAAAAACCACCCCAAAAUCGCCGGAAAGACGAGCGAAGCCAAAACGCUUUUCCCUCUGCUGCCCCCCAAACAGCCCCAGGAAUUCUCCUCCAACUGGAAAGCGCUGCAGGAGAUUCUUUUCUUAGAUCACCCCAAAAAGGCCAUCAGGGACACCCAGAAAUACAAACCCUUUAAGGAGAAAGUAAAGAGCGGGCGCCCGUCCCUGAAGCUGCUGUGCGAGAAAAUCCUGAAUGUGAAGGUGCAGACGGGGGAACACUGCUCGGUUCAAGAUGCCCAGGCUGCUAUGCGCUUAUAUACCAUGGAGAAGAAGUGCUGGGAAGCGGCCAUUAAAGCCAAAUACGCCGGCGUCACGGCUGCGAAAGCAAAAGGACCCCAAAAGGAUAAACAACCUCCUGCUCAGUGAAUACUCUGGCGCCCUCUGCUGGACAAUAAUAAUAAAACCGAAAUGGAUAAUGCUCUGGGGCCCCCUGCUGGACAUUAAUAAUAAGACCACUAUGGAUAAUGCCCCUUUGCGCUGAUGUUUAACCACGAGUGCCUUUUGGUUGCAAAGCCACAGCCCCCCCUUAUUCUAUAGGGAAUGGGGGUUAUACCCUCAACGUAUUAUAAUAGGCGCAAAACCGGGUAUAGGUUUCCUAAUGGUUAAAUGGGAUCGUUACUAUGAAGGAGGAGCCUAACGACAACCCGAGUGAUCAGCUGGAACCCUGCAGCCAAUCAGCUUGGAUCAAAAAGGCUACGUGACUUAAGCCCAUUCCAGGAUGACUUUAUUUUUAUUAAAAAGUGAUUGGUUCCUGCUAA